AUGGCCAUGACUUCCGCCCUUCCCUUAAAUGACGAGAAUACGCAUUGCGCUUGUUGUUAUUGUUCUGGUUUCCAUGGUCAACUGUCAGAAUCGGGGAGAAUGAAUGGGCAGCUACACGGAUUUGCACAUUAUAUUGCAAAAGGGCUGAGAACUGCGGUUAUGGAAUCUGCAUUAAACGUGGAAAGAGUUACGUAUGUAGAUGCAUGGCUUGUGCCAAAUGAAUAA
Molecule: messenger RNA, 225 nt
Organism: Cylicocyclus nassatus
Lineage: Eukaryota; Metazoa; Nematoda; Chromadorea; Rhabditida; Strongylidae
Source: the annotation of a GenBank genome assembly